Messenger RNA from Fibroporia radiculosa, 1227 nucleotides. RefSeq lists its product as uncharacterized. The record is from RefSeq and is a predicted model, not a curated record. NCBI's taxonomy places the organism in Eukaryota, Fungi, Basidiomycota, Agaricomycetes, Polyporales, Fibroporiaceae. The transcript is spliced from 6 exons. The coding region runs from base 1 to 1227 and encodes 408 amino acids.
AUGGAGGUAGACGACAACCAGCACCCCGCAUCAUACUCCCUUCAACCUACCAAUGCACUCGCAGGCCCCUCCUCUCAGCCCGAGCUCCCCCCCAUAUACCUCCUGCCACCAGGCACAGCCCAGCCCCGUCCACUACUAACUAGCACCCAGGAUCUAAUAUCGAGAUUCCAGCUUCUGCCAGCGUAUGACAAGUACGUGCGGCCGUAUGCCCUCCCCGUAGGUCAGCAACCGCCCACCGCCGGCACCCUCGACAAGGGCAAAGGCAAAGAGAAGGAACUCUCGCUCCCGCCAAAUGCAACACCUGGAGCAGCGCAAGAGGGCGAGGAUGAGGAGGGAAAAGGCGAGAAGAAGUCAAAGAAUACUUACAGGCAGCUCAUCAAGGGUAUUCCUGGAAAACAUUCCAUGAAAAAAGAUACAUAUUUGUUGGAUAUGAUACAAGUUCCUCCAAAGCAACAAAUCGCCAUCACCCCGUUUGACUUGAGGACGCAGCGAGACGCAUUCUCUGUUAGCUUAGAAGGCCUCAAAAGCUGGAACAUCAACACUUUGGUUGCUGAAUCACCGCAGGCGCGUGAAGAUCGGAAAAAACGGAAGGAACUGAAGAAACUAGCAAAGGCGCAAGCUCAAGUACCGCUGACACUAGCAAGUGGCGGUGUACCGGAUUCUUCGGCCUCUUCCAUCUUGACCUCCGCGCAGGCGACUACGACCGCCACGACUCGUUCGGGGACACCCAAACCGGGUGGUAAUUCGUCGCGGUCCUCAGCAAUACCUAAUCCCAGUAAUCCUCGUGGGCGGACACCCGUCGGUAUUGGGACGCCACAGUCUAUUCCAACUCCCGGCCCCACUACCACAUCUAGCGUCACCUCUGGCCCUAGUCCCGCCAUAGCGACUGCGUCAAUGCCGGUGCGGGUUGCUCAAGUUGGCCCUGUGCUUCCUGUGCAGGCCGGCCCAGAUCCCAAUGUCCCGCCGCGAGGCGUUAAGCGCGAGCGCGAGCACUCUAUUGAUAGAGCUCAGGUACAAGCCGGUGUGAAUGGAAGUGGGGCCGGUGCGGUGGGUACGCAUAGUCAGAGCGCACAUUCGAAUGGAAAUGUGGUAGUGCAGGGGAAGUCAGCAGCAAUUGUGGGGGCAAAGGCAGGCAGUGCGGGUGUGCGCCCAAGACCGCUUAAACGGCCCCGUAUGGAUAUACAGGGACAACCGUUGCCUGUCCAGCAACCAACGCCGCACGCAUAG